CGACCUCUCUCCCUCGCUCUAUCCUUGUGUCAAACUUCAUCCCCGAAAUUGGUGUGUUGCUCAGUGAAAUAUAUCUUUGAGAAACAUCUCUGUAGUAAUAUGAUAAUGAAGAACAACAUGUUGCAUAACAGAUUUGGUGGUGGUGAAUGAGUAGAAUGGAUGGAAAAGAGGGACAAGAUGAUCGGCAGAAAGUUUCAAUGAGAAAGAAAAUGUACGCAGUGCAUCAUGCCACAGCUAUGCUGAAUCACAUCGUCUUUCUUUCUUGUUGAAUGACCUUGUCCAUUUACUCAUCCCAGCACUCCAACUCCAUUCGUAGGCGAUGUUGACGUGGUUUUAAUCGUAUCUUUGCAAUCAUCGGUACUUACUCCGCGCUUUGGGGUUGGGACGAUCCUCUAGCGAUAAAUUAAACUAAUUUUGCCUAGUUUCUGAUGAGAUGGACAUGAAGCCAAAUCAGGAGAGCUGUAAUAGAGUGUCAGAAUCAUUGGAAAAUCAUGCAAGCAUGGUUCUCAGUAAAUCAUCAUCAGAUACUAAUGAAAAUGGCAUCGCUGACAGUCUACAGUCGACUUCUGAUGGAUUUUCAGGGCUGAAUCAUUCAGGGAGUCACCGGGGCUCGGCUGAGCAAUUAUCUAAACAAAUCGAGAUAUCUGGUAUUCAAAAUAGCGUCGAGGAGAGUGAUAAAAGUUCAUCGAUAACAUCAGAGAAACAAUAUCAGAAUGGCAGACAGAGUUCAUCCCCUCAAGACACUGAUAACGAUAGGAGCAGUGAAUCAAAUGACUCAUCGAAUAACGAAACAAUGGAUAAGCAAUUUAUGGAGGAAUCACUAGAUAAUGUAGAGGUGUCUCCAAGUUACUCCCAGUCAUUCUCAUGUGUCAAAGAACCACUGCGUAAAAAUAUGAUUAGGAAGAAGGAAUUUUUGAAGAGCAAUCGACAGUCCCAUAGUUCAGAGAAAUCCUCGAAACCAUCUAGCAACCACAACAGCUUCUCCCUUGAUGAUGAUUCGAAUAAUUCAGACGAGGCGUGUGGUACGAGUGAUCAUCAGCAGCAGAUCAAUGUAGAUAUCUCGGAGGAGGGGGCGGUUGGGGUUGUCAGGGACACUGACGUGUCCUCCCUCCACGCAAUCGCCAGUUCCUCCAAAGAUUCGUCAGUGGGACUACCUCAAUCUGACACCGUUGACGGCGCAGCGAAAAUUGAUCUUCAAAAGCCCUUCAAACUGCCAAGCCUGGUGAACCUUUUUGAGGCAGCAGAGGCUGCCCAGAGGAUCGAAUUCGAGGGGAGUGCAGCAGCCCUGAUUGAGGCGUCUAGCUCGAAUCCUCGAGACUUAGAGGAAGAUGAUCUAGAGCCUCGUUCAUCGUACAGUAGUGAGGGGAGUAAUUCAGACACGGAGUCCCAAAGAAUUAAUGGAGGCCCUCGUAAGGAUCCGUCUAGCAAGAAGCAACGAAAUUUCAAUGGAAAUGGAGCACAGGUUGAGUACUACCAGUUGUGGAGGAGUACUGGAGGGGGGGAAUCAUCAACAGCAUCACGACCCUUCGACAGUCUCUACCCAAAUCCACCACCAUUGCCCCCUCGAGCUGUCCAUAAGCCUCUCCACCGAAGCAAUGCCCUUCAUUCUCACAAGCAUCUGACCCCCUGUCGUCCAGAAGACUGCUUCGGUUUUGAAAUAGUUGAUGUGGACGAGGCAGCAGGCCUGAAACCUCGAACAGCUGUGACGAAGAGCAUUGCUCUUCUCAGUUCACCACGAAGUCAUAGGCCCUUGGUGAGACCUGGUGUCGCAGGGGCUAGUGCCAGUGCCAGUGCCAGUGCCAGUGCCAGUGCCAGUGGAACAGCAGUCUCGUCACAAUCCGAGUGUCCACCGACUCCAACACAUCGUCCAAAACCACUGAGGCCUUUGCCAAUGUGCUCUUCAACAGCUAAUUCAUCUCUGACCAAUGAGGAACCACUACCUCCAUCCUGGGAGGCCAGGAUCGACAGCCACGGACGAGUGUUCUACAUCGAUCACAUUAAUCGCACGACCACUUGGCAGAGGCCAGGACAGUCUUCGAGGAACACAGGAUGUGAGAUGAGAAGACAGCAGUUGGACAGAAGAUACCAGAGUGUCAGGAGAACGAUAUCUCGACCUGAUAAUAUUGAUAGAAUCGACAGAGAAGGUGAGAGCGGAGAACGCCCAAGGCCAACUGAUCGAGAGAGACCGAGCGAAUCAAAUUCUGAGCCUUUUGAUAUAUCGACUAUUCCACCAGUUCUAUUUCUCUCUCGGCCAGACUUUUUCAACGUUCUUCACACCAAUUUGGAUGCCAUGGAGCUGUACAAUCGAAAUCCCAGCUUGAAACACAUGAUUAGUCGAAUCCGCAGGGAUCCACUGGUUUUCCCAAGGUACGAGCACAACAGGGACCUCGUAGCUCUGAUUAAUUUCUUCGCUGAUGUGAGCAAAGAGCUGCCUCGGGGGUAUGAAUCAAAAUUCGACAGAACUGGCAAGAGAUUCUUCAUAAGUCACGCCAGAAAAGCAACUUCAUUCAUCGAUCCUAGAUUACCAACCGAAGCAGCUCAUCCCAGAACUCUUCUCGAUGAAGCCCCCAUUCCUCCACCGAGACCCCAGCAAUCUGGUGUGACAACCACUCCAGAUAUACCUGUAGCAUACAAUGAUAAAGUUGUUGCCUUUCUUCGCCAGCCGAAUAUUAUGGAUAUUCUCAAGGAGCGGCAUGCGGCACUCGGCCAAAAUAUUGCUCUCAGAGAAAAAGUCAAUACGAUACGAGUGGAAGGUGCCACUGCUCUCCAGCGAUUGGGUCAUGACGUGCCUCUGGCACUGCUCCUCAGUCUCUUCGAACAGGAAAUAAUGUCCUAUGUUCCUGGAAAUAUUGGACGUUCGCCAAUUGGCAGUCCGCAUGCAUCGCCUGGAUUGACCAGAGCCUCUGCUCGUGCGCCUGCACCAUACAGGAGAGAUUUCGAGGCGAAACUCCGGACAUUCUACAGAAAACUCGAGAGCAAAGGUUUUGGCCAAGGCCCUGGCAAACUCAAACUACAUAUUCGACGUGAGCAUUUGCUAGAGGAUGCCUUUACUAGGAUUAUGGCAGCUUCUAAAAAGGAUCUACAGAAGGGAAAGCUUGUGGUGAUAUUCGAUCAUGAGGAGGGCUUGGAUUACGGUGGACCCUCCAGGGAAUUUUUCUUCCAUCUCUCUCGAGAGCUGUUCAAUCCUUACUACGGAUUGUUCGAGUAUUCUGCUAAUGAUACUUACACCGUUCAGGUCUCACCGAUGUCGGCUUUUGUCGAUAAUUAUCACGACUGGUUCAGAUUUUCAGGCAGAGUCCUUGGAUUAGCUCUUGUUCAUCAGUAUUUACUUGAUGCAUUCUUCACGAGACCCUUCUACAAGGCCCUUCUCCGGCUGCCAGCUAGCUUAAGUGAUCUCGAGAGCCUCGACCAAGAGUUCCACCAGAGUCUUAUGUGGAUCAAGGAACGGGAUAUCAGCAUUGAACCCUUGGAAUUGACCUUUUCAGUCACUGAGGAACUCCUGGGUCGUGUCGCCGAGAGGGAAUUGAAACCCGGUGGACGGAAUAUUGCGGUGACUGAGAAAAAUAAAAAGGAGUAUCUCGAGAGAGUCGUCAGGUGGAGAUUAGAACGUGGAGUGUCUGAGCAGACUGAAUCCCUGGUGAGGGGCUUCUACGAGGUCGUGGAUCCUCGGUUGGUUUCAGUUUUUGAUGCCAGGGAAUUGGAACUUGUGAUUGCUGGUGCUGCUGAGAUUGAUUUGAAUGACUGGAGGGCCCACACUGAGUACAGGAGUGGAUAUCAUGAUGGACAUCCUGUUGUCGAGUGGUUUUGGAGUAGCAUAAGUCGAUUCACCAAUGAGCAGCGACUUAGGCUUUUGCAAUUUGUAACUGGCACCUCCAGCAUUCCCUACGAGGGAUUCGCAGCGUUGAGGGGAUCCACGGGACCAAGAAGAUUCUGCAUUGAGAAAUGGGGAAGACCAAAUAGUUUACCGAGGGCUCACACUUGUUUCAAUCGAUUGGACUUGCCGCCUUAUCCAACCCCUGAAAUUUUGUACGACAAAUUGUUACUGGCGGUGGAGGAAACCAAUACCUUUGGCAUCGAGUAAUUCAAUUCACUUGCGCAAUUUAACGAACAACUGAGAGAAAUUCAAACGUCCAUUUAACGCGUAUACAGCAAACGUAAAAUAUUUAAAACGAAGUGAUAAUCGGAGUAUCACUAGGAUAAUGACGAGAAGUUUUUAAGAUAGUGUAAAUUGUAAAUAAUCAGCAGGAUCACCUGCUUUUUUUUUUAUCUUCAUUGCGUCACGAGUAUUUUACAGUAAUGGAGACAAGUACUUAAUUUAUUUUUUAACGCGGUGAUGAGCGGCUAUUUAUUCGCACAUAUUAUUUCUAUUUAUUGCGCACAUAUUUGAUAGAAUUUGCUAAUCUGUAGGGAUGAAAAACGGGUCGGCAAAGGUAUACGGUUGCAAUAUCAACUCAAGUCGCAUUAUUUGCUCACAAAAUGCAUCGAUGUUUUAUGCAACUAUUUAUUAAGAAAUAUUAUAAUAGACAGUUUCAGGGAAUCGUUAUUUCGUAUGCAUUAUAUUAUAUAUUAUAAUGAUACCGGAUAGUACAUUCAAAGUCUGAAAAUAAUUGUUGAGGUACUCCAACGUGUUCCAUCCGAAUAAUUUAUGGUUCGCAGUUGAAACUACAACAACGAAUUAAUUAAGCUUCGUCGUGCUUAAUUUUUCACUUUUUUCAAAAUUCAAAGUGUAAAAAUACCGAGAAAUUUAUCGACGACCGGAUGAACUCAUCGCUUUAUCUUUUUUUUUGCCCAAUAGCGAUGACAGUAUUUACAUAGUUAAUAGUGCCGAAGCACUUUGCUAUUUAUAACAAAUACAAGUGACGAGACUCGUGCAUUUAAUCUCACGGUUUUUGUAGUUUUCUUUCAACGGCAAUUGUAAAAGCGAAUAUAGAAGGCCAAUUUACGUGUCAAGUGCAAUUUUACGUUGAUUAUAUCAUUUAACCGAUACAAAUGAACUAAGAAAUAAUAUUAUAGACAUUUUACACUCCAUAUUCAGUCCUAAUCCUAGUCAUUUACUUAAUAGAAAGCAUCCAUAAUAUAUAUGUAAAUUAGAGAGGAAGAAUAAUUGUUACACAUUAAUAUGACACCUACAUACUGUUCAAGUGUAAAAUUUAAAAAAUUCAUCCUGUCUUGUUAUUCAAUGGUAAAUAGAGAUGAGAAAAACA
Molecule: messenger RNA, 5204 nt
Organism: Fopius arisanus
Lineage: Eukaryota; Metazoa; Arthropoda; Insecta; Hymenoptera; Braconidae
Gene: Hecw
Product: Hecw ubiquitin protein ligase
Exons: 4
Coding region: 434-4081 (1215 amino acids)
Biological process (GO): protein polyubiquitination; regulation of dendrite morphogenesis
Cellular component (GO): cytoplasm
Molecular function (GO): protein binding; ubiquitin protein ligase activity
Source: RefSeq, a predicted model, not a curated record